UUUAAAGAGACAGCUUUUGUUCUCUUCUCUUCUCUUCUCUUCUUCAAACUUCAAACUUCAAACCCACCACCACCACCACUACAAAACUCACUCACUCACUCACUCUCAAGUCUCAACAACUUCUCCCUAAUCUGCGCUAUGAGCUGUGACAGCAACAACGGCGGCAGCGGCAGCAGCUCCAGCAGCUGGUUGGGCUUUUCCCUCUCCCCACACAUGAAAAUGGACGCCGACAACAACCACCACCACCAACACUACCACCACACCGGCGCUCUCUACCUCUCCGGCAACAACCCCUCCCCCGGAAUCUCUUACGACGGCGGCGGAGGAGGAGGCGGCGGCGCCGGCUUCCACCAUCACUCUCCUUUGACCGUCAUGCCCCUCAAGUCCGACGGCUCCCUCUGCAUUAUGGAAGCUCUCUCUAGAUCACAACCACCUUCUCAAGGCAUGGCUCCCCCGCAGAGCUCCUCUUCCUCCUCCUCCCCCAAACUCGAGGACUUCCUCGGCGGCGGACACUACGCCGCCGGCGAAGGCGGCCACCACCACGGCGGAGCGGACGACAGGGACGCCUUCCCCUUAAGCCUCGACUCCUUCUACUUCAACCACCAGCCCACGGCGGAGGAGGGGAACAACCACCGUCAACAACAGCAGCACUUGGACCAGCAGCAAUACCACCAGUUUCAGACCCAAACGCUGUCGUAUUACCCUGGAAUCCAGUGGCUUCAGCAGGCCCCACCAUCUCCCAAUGCCGACAAGAAUAACAAUAAUCAUAUUCAUCUCUCCGCCGCGGAUUCCCAUUCUCACCUCCCGCCCACGGCCGCCGGCGAAAUCGACGGCGCCGGCACUGAUGAGAUCCCGACCCUCCGCAACUGCUGGGUCUCCCGCUACAUCGAUUCCAACCACCACCAGAUCGGCGGCGGUGGCUUCGUCGAUGAAGCAGCUGCUGCCGCCGCCGCGGGUUGCGGCGGAGAGUUGCAGUCGCUGACCUUGUCGAUGAGUCCUGGUUCCAAGUCCAGCUGCGUCCCUUCUCCCACCAACAACAAUGGGAGUGCUGUGGUGUCGGAACAAUGUAUGAUUGGGAUGGAGAGCAAGAAGAGAGCGCUGCCGGAGAAAUCUGGCCAGAAGCAGACAGUUCACCGGAAGUCCAUCGACACUUUCGGCCAGCGGACUUCCCAGUACCGUGGGGUCACUAGACAUCGCUGGACCGGUCGGUAUGAAGCGCAUCUAUGGGACAAUAGUUGCAAGAAGGAAGGACAGACCAGGAAAGGGAGGCAAGGGCUUGUUAUGCUCUUCUGUGGGAUGCUGUUUCCAUCAAUGGUGCAACUACUCUACAGUGUAUCUGGGGGGUUAUGAUAUGGAAGAGAAAGCAGCUAGAGCUUAUGAUCUUGCAGCACUCAAGUACUGGGGACCUUCUACCCACAUUAACUUUCCGCUGGAGAAUUACAGAGCAGAGCUUGAGGAGAUGAAGAACAUGAGCCGCCAGGAAUAUGUUGCCCAUCUGAGAAGGAAAAGCAGUGGUUUUUCUAGAGGGGCCUCAAUGUAUAGAGGAGUGACAAGGCAUCAUCAGCAUGGUAGAUGGCAAGCAAGAAUAGGCAGAGUUGCAGGAAACAAGGACCUUUAUCUUGGCACCUUCAGCACCCAAGAAGAAGCAGCCGAGGCAUACGACAUAGCUGCAAUCAAGUUCCGUGGCGUCAACGCGGUGACCAACUUCGACAUAACUCGAUACGACGUCGAGAAGAUCAUGGCCAGCAACACCCUCCUCGCCGGAGAGCUUGCAAGGAGAAACAAAGAGCCAGUUGUACCUCAGCCCAUUAGCUCCGAAGUUGCUGCCAUUGGCUACUUAACAACAACUAACCCUGCUGACAGCACCAGAACCACCACCACCACCAACAACACCCCAUCGCCACCUAGCAACAACAACGUCAACAAUGGCAAUGGGAAUGGACAAGGCAGCAGUCUCUCCGACUGGAACUCGGUGUUUUACGGCACCAACCAUUCGGCAUCGUCUUCUCCGUACAUGUUGCAUGACCUCAUUGGGGUCGAGUCUCUGAGUUCAGGCCAUGCAGUGGAGGAUUCCUUGUCAGCCAAGCUAGGAGCACAUUCACAUUCGUCCAACCCUUCAUCUCUGGUGACUAGCUUGAGCAGCUCAAGGGAAGGUAGCCCUGAUAAGGUGAACAACAACAAUAACAACAAUACCACCACCACGGCUAAUACUAUGUUGUUUGCUAAGCCGCCACUUGCAUCAAAGUUCAUAAGCCCUGCCGCGGCGGCGACUGCAACGAUCCCUGCUUGGUUCCAAGCCACCAAUAACCAGAUGAGGGAGUCCAUCUCCAUGGCUCACUUACCUGUUUUCGCUGCCUGGAACGAUGCAUAGGAGUGUUGAGUUCGUUGCAUGAACUUUUGGAAAAGUUGGAAAUGAUUAGUUGUGGUUAGUGAGAGGGGAUUUGGCGGGAAAGAGGGGUUAAGAAAAAGGUGGGAUGUAGGAUUUUCCAUUAGUAAUUUGUUUUCAACUUUUCAGUAGGGUGGUUAGUGGGGGGAAAUUGAGGGGGACUAAUGAUAGGGGCAGUAAGGGUCAGUUGUUAUCUGUCUGUAACCCAAGUAUAAGAAAACCUUUGUCGAUUCUAACUUUUGGCUUCAUGUUUUCUUUUCUAGAGAAAGAUGGAGGGAAGAAAUUUGUUGAGAAACAUGUUAAAGUAUGAUGGUGGAGGGGUCUAUUAUUAUUGAGUGAAAUUCUGUAGUAGGAUUUGAUGUAUGGCUACCAUGAAAAACUAACGGGGACCUUUAAUAUGGGUGGAUAAGUAAUUGUUCUAAUGAUUUACAUCUUUGCCCAUGCAAUGUUUUAGCUAAGGUGGUUUAGGAUUGUUUGUUUCGUGGAUUUUGUGAGAUAUUUGUGUCUGAUUUAAUUUUUUAUGGAUUGUCA
Messenger RNA from Linum tenue, 2917 nucleotides. NCBI's taxonomy places the organism in Eukaryota, Viridiplantae, Streptophyta, Magnoliopsida, Malpighiales, Linaceae. The record is from the annotation of a GenBank genome assembly.